Messenger RNA from Ylistrum balloti, 1307 nucleotides. RefSeq names its product lysosomal acid phosphatase-like. The coding region runs from base 1 to 1299 and encodes 432 amino acids. The record is from RefSeq and is a predicted model, not a curated record. Gene Ontology annotation, biological process: dephosphorylation. The transcript is spliced from 11 exons. NCBI's taxonomy places the organism in Eukaryota, Metazoa, Mollusca, Bivalvia, Pectinida, Pectinidae. Gene Ontology annotation, molecular function: phosphatase activity.
AUGGCGUUAAUUUACAUCAAAGACUCUGUUCUACGGAGUGGGACUUUGCAGUCCCUGCUGACGUUGAUUAUACUUCAGAUAAAUCUUGCAAAUGGAAAUGAUUUAGUUUUAGUUCAAGCGGUUUUCCGUCAUGGAGACCGAAGCCCUACUCGCUCCUACCCAAAUGACAGACACAGUGAUUAUUGGACACAAGGUCUUGGACAGCUAACAAAGAGAGGAAUGUACCAGGAAUAUAGACUUGGAAAGUUUUUCAGACAAAAAUACAUGGAUCAAAACACUUUUAUGAGUGUGAAUUACAAUCGUUCAGAGAUCUAUAUCAGAAGUACAGAUAAAGACCGUACACUAAUGAGUGCCUACUGCAUCUUAGCUGGCAUGUAUCCUCCCAUCAAUGGUUCAGAAGAACAGUGGAACCCAGGUCUUAAUUGGCAGCCAAUUCCCGUCCAUACAGAACCACUGACAGAAGACCAUUUGUUAAAUGCAGAUGCUCCAUGUCCAAGAUAUGAUGAACUAUUUGCCAAAUUUUUGGCAAGUGACUUUAUAGCCAAAUUCACAGCACGAUACCAGGACCUAAUCAACAAAGCUGCAAAACUGUCUGGACUUCCACCAACUCUGAUUGGCCUGAUGACACUUGUGGAUCCUCUCUUCUGCGAGUAUACUCAUGGACUGAAUAUGUCGGAAUGGAAGACAGUCCUACCGUUUCAUCCCUUGUUGAUUCAACUGUUGGAUUAUCAGAAUUCCUACAGAUUUCACACAGACGAGAUGGCCAAAUUAAGGGGAGGUCCAUUGUUAGCGGAAUUAAUUGGAAAAAUGAAGACAGCUCUAAAUCCUGUAGCUGAACCGUCUCCAAAAAUGUAUCUGUAUUCAGCUCACGACACAACACUGGUAACUUUGCUACGAGUAAUGAACGUAUUCAACAGCAGGACGCCUGUGUAUUCUUCAUGUGUCAUGGUUGAGCUGUGGAAACCAAAAGGCCAGGGCAACCCAUACGUUAAUGUGCUCUACAAAAACGAGACUAACUCCAACAAUCUAACAGUACUUCAUAUACCAGGUUGUGGGAAAGUCUGCACAUUAGAGCAUUUUAUCAACAUCUUAAAGAAUAAUGUAUCCAAGGAUAUUCAUGCUGAAUGUAACUCUGUGCUACAACAAACAUCAGAUGUACAUGUUGGAGUGGUGGUACUAAGCUGUUUGGUGGCUUUGUUAGUCAUGGUGGUGACAGCUUUAAUCAUCCUACUUUACAGGAAACGACGAACUUCAAUGUCAUACAGACCACUGGCUACAAAUGAUGAUGAAUAUACAUGAGAUCUAUC